Molecule: messenger RNA, 4349 nt
Organism: Gigantopelta aegis
Lineage: Eukaryota; Metazoa; Mollusca; Gastropoda; Neomphalida; Peltospiridae
Product: dnaJ homolog subfamily B member 6-like
Exons: 7
Coding region: 120-845 (241 amino acids)
Molecular function (GO): Hsp70 protein binding
Source: RefSeq, a predicted model, not a curated record
GAGAAAUAACGAGACUUUGAGACUUGUUUAUUUUUAGAAAUAUCUGGAACGUUUUAACAAUUGUGUCAGCAUUUACGUCAAAUUUCACGGUCUUGUAGCUAGCAUUUGUUUCUGCCACAAUGCCAGCCACUACAAGAUGGUACUACUAUGAUGUGCUUGGUGUACAGAAGAAUUCCACGACAAAAGAAAUUAAAAAAGCGUAUAGACGACUUGCUCUCAAAUGGCAUCCUGACAAGAACCCAGGCAAAAAGGAAGAGGCCGAAAAGAAAUUCAAAGAAUUGGCAGAGGCAUAUGAAGUAUUGUCAGACACCAAGAAGCGUGAUAUGUACGACAAGUAUGGUAAAGAUGGUUUGAGUGGAAACCAAGGGUUUACGUGUGAUGAUUUCGAUUCGUUUGGUGGUGUAGGCGGCUUCCACUUCACGUUCCGCAGACCUGAAGACGUCUUCAGAGAUUUUUUUGGCACAGAUGAUCCUUUCGCAAGUCUCUUUGGUGUUUCGCCACAUUCUGACUUCAAUGGCUCGAUGUUUGAACAGUCGUUCGGCGGCUUCCCUGGCUCUUCAUUUACAUCAUCAUUCUUCGGUGGUGGCUUCGACCCGUUCGCUAGCUCGGGUUUUGCAUCCCAUUUUUCAAGUACAUCAUUUGGGGGUCCGUCUGCUGGUGGAAACUUCCGUUCCACAUCAACAUCGAUUAAAUACAUCAACGGCAAAAAGGUUGUCACGAAAAAAGUUGUUGAAAACGGCACAGAAACGGUGGUGAUUGAAGAAGAUGGUGUUUUGAAAUCGAAAUCCGUGAACGGCGUCCAACAGCUUGAAAGUGGGCGGGCUCAGCAGAGUAUUCGAGCUUAGACGACAACCGUGAAUGAACGACACAGCGUUAACAAAAAUGGAUUACGUAUUCCUAACUGUUUUUGGAAGAACUGAACUCUUAUCUGUAAUAGCACAUCAUUUGUUAUUAACCAGUCGCAAUUUUAACUACAUGUAUUUUCUGUCAUAGCAACGCUUUGGAGUAUACAAAUGUUUCCUUUCAGUCAUUGUUCCUGGUUAUCGGUGGUCAGACUUUGUUACAAACUUUCGUCUGGUAUUUAAAUAAGAGUUUUAAUCUUUUGUUAAACAAACUGGGGACAAAGUAUUAAAGUGUGUAAUAUAACAAUGGAUAUUAACUCCAGGAAAGUAAUUAAUUGCUUUCAUCAUGUGGGUAUAUGUAUAUAGUUUGAUAUUUGUGCCGUAUUAUGUAUAUUGGUGCCUAAUGGGUAUUAAUAGUUCGUCAUUUAUCAGGCCAAAGAAUCCUAUUGGCGGUCUGCCUCAGUGUUAUGUUUGUAAUAGUAAACAGUGUUCUUGUUACCUUGGUGCCCCCUUGUGGCAGAUAUUACUAUACGGAAAGGCUAGGUUUAAAAAAAAUGAUGGUGAUACAAAGCAGCCCUACAUUCAAACUAGAGUUAUUGGGUAGAAAUUCUUCCUUUCUUUCUUAUUUUAUUGUCAUUGGAAGAAGAGUGUAUUGAGUACGUAUAUAAAUGGUGAUUGUCACAUACAUCUGUCUGUCUGUUGGCUCAGUGGACCCAUUGGAAAUGGGAUUUCUGGUCAUUUUGUGGGCACAUUUUUAAUAAUAAUGACAUGUGUUUGUCACACUGUCUACCUUUUAAAGAUGUAUUGCUGUGGACUGAGUUGUAUUGGAUGAGUUAGUAGACUACUUUUUACAUUUUAACAUUUAUAAUUGUUUCAGAUGGUUUUACUACGUUAGACAGAACUUCUGAUUAAGAAUCGAUGUAUUUUUGUCAAGUUUAAAAAAAUUAUUUAAGAACCCGUCACUAAAAUUUAAACCUGCAGAUUUUUUUUGAUUUUUUUUUUUAACGGAAACAAAAAAUCCUAUUUAGUUCCCAAGGCCAAUUUAGUUUUUGAUGUUUGUGUUACCAAUUUUUUUGUGUUAUAUUUGUUGACACAUGUAUAUGGUUUUCCCAUUUAUAGUGUGUGGGUUAUUGUCGUGGGCACAUCUAUGUAUAUUUUAGUCUAUUCUGCUGUUAUGAAUUUGCUAAAGAAAUCAGAAUUGCCUGUUGUUUGCAUUAUUAUCAUCAUAAACCAGGUCACUGUCACUGAAAAAUUGUAAUGUUUUUACUUUUUCUUCUUUAUUGUUUUUUAAUUUUAUUUUAAAAAAAUUAUCCAUUACAAUUAUUACUCAUGCAUUUGUUAACUGUCUGUAUACUGUAUGUUAUCUUUACUGUAUUACAUUUAGCUGAUGGCUUCAUUGCAAGCUUUUAAUUAAGUACUUUCAUGCUCAUUUCUUUUUCUGUUUUUUCAAUGCUCUCUCUCCAACUUAAAUUUUGCCACAUCAUGACAUGACCGUAUCUUUAUUUUUAAAUUGUUAAGCAAAUGACAUUUCUCCUGCUCUUACUUUUCCAUCUGACAUAAAUGUUUUUAACUAAUAACAAAUCAUUCUUCAAUCUUUAAAAAAAACAAAAAAAACAUCUUAGUAUUUAAUUUGAUGUAUGGUAUGAUAUACAAGUUUGUGUUAAGUAUGUGUCAAAAGUGUGUGGGUGUUAUGAGUUCUGAAUGAGCCAAUACAAAAUAGAUUUUUGUGUUGGUCUCCUUUCGAUUUUUAAACUGUUGGACCUUUACGGAGGGGAAUAAAAUGGAUGUAGUAAAAAACUGUUUUACUCUUUAGUUGAUCUAGGUGUAUCCGGUUUUUGGAGUAUAUUUAUGAAAAUUCUUAUUAGUACCAACAAGCAGCAGAUAGAAUGGACCAAUGUCUGCUGUUUAUGGAAGCCCAUCUAGUUACCUAGCAGUACCACAAUAAACAUUUAAAAUCAAAGCCACCAAGUUUUAUAGUAGUACUACCGGUAAUAGUACAAAUAUUUAAUAAUAAGUCACUAAAUAGUAAUAUCCUCCACUGAUAUUUGUAUUGGAACUAAAAAAAAAUUAAUUUUUUUUAAAUCUGUAAAUAAUCUUCAUCAUGUAAAAGUUUACUUUUGUUCAGUGGCGGUUGUGUUGUAAGUGUAUACCGGAAAACAGUAUCGAGGUUCAGUGGAAGUUAUGUUAUAAGUGUAUACUGGAAAACAGUAUUGAGGCUGCAAGUUUAUGCAUCUGUUUUAUUACACAACUAAGUUCAUAAAGUAAAAACAUUGAAAAUGGGUUGGUAGCAAAACAAAACCCAAAUAAUUAACAGAGUUAAAAUUUGCAUAAUCCGUGUAUGGGUUAUGCAAACAAACAAAUGCAGAUAACACAUUUGUCUUUCCUCUCUUUGUUUGUGUGUAACCUGUUAUCACCAGGUAAAUGAUGUCUUAAAUUUAAUGCUCGGAACAAACGGAGGUUUGCGAAAAAUUUGACGUGCGUGGAUGAAACAAUCGUUCUCACAAUCUUCAAACGCCUGUUUUACAUUUAAUUAUUUAAAGAAGGUAAGAUACAACACUUAAACUGGGUGCUUAUCCUCUCAAAACACACAUAGAGAUCUACAUAACACGAUGCUGUGCGGUCGUUGCUAAUUGUAGCUGUUGCAUAUUUAUAAAUAAUUGAUUUUCAACAACAUUCACCAGUAGUGUAUGACUAUAUAAUAAUGUUUACAUCGAUACAUCUAAUUGUGACUGUUAAUGGACAUGUAUAUGAGGAACACGGUUCUUACAUGUUCAGGAAAUCCGGGAAAGUCGUGAAAUUUGCAAAUGUUCUUUUGUAGACCUUACAGAGUUGUGGAUUUCGAGUUGGGUCAUGGAAAGUCAUGAAAAUUGGUUGAACAUAAUUGUUUACCGACUAAAUACCACCAGAAGAGGUUCAUUGUAAUAUUAUGUUGAUGAUGACAGAAAAAUCCUUGAAAAUCUUCUUUAAAAAAAGAAAGAAAAGAAUAGAUGUCAUGAAAAUGGCUUUUAAGGUAAUGAAAAGUCGUGGAAUUUUGUUCAUGAGAAAAUGUAUGAACCCUAGGGUAAGUGAUCUUUCAAUCGCUACAUGCAAAUGUUGACUGUACUGGAUGAUAAUUAAGAUUUGAACGUCACCAAAAGAUCUCAAUACAAUUUACUAUUGCAGAUUUGACAAUAGUCUCUGUUCUGCUUUUGCAUCACCAGAAGAAUAUAAGCUACAUCGUUAGGGGCAUGUUAUAGUGUUUUCUCAUCAAUAAAAGAUGUACAAUAGUUGAUCUUUAUCAGCUUCUUCAUCACUAGUAUGCUAACAGUUCACAGUUAUAUUGGUAACAGUUACUAGUAUAUCGUUUAGGACAUGUUGUAAUGUUCUUAACGUUACUGGAAGGCUUACAAUUCAUCACUAUUAUUAUCUUAGAAGAUGUCCUGUAAUAUAUGGCAUAUUGCCGUGUAUAUGAUGUGAUAACAUGAUUGUAGUGUUGUUCAUUUUGAUAUAAAAUUGGUGCAUAUUUAA